Messenger RNA from Danio rerio (zebrafish), 2137 nucleotides. The record is from RefSeq and is a predicted model, not a curated record. Lineage: Eukaryota; Metazoa; Chordata; Actinopteri; Cypriniformes; Danionidae.
GCAACGGGUUGUUUUGGCUACUUGGCGAAUAACAAACGAAUUUUCAGACGGUCCCUAACAAUGUUGUCAAACUUGUCCAUACAAAGUGCCACGAGAGCGACAUGAACAAAGAAAAUCGAUAAGUUUUUGAACAUCCUCAACAAAACAAACACAAAAUAGACAUUCAGCAAUGUGUCUGUCAGGGGAUGACGUGCAGAAAAACGCGGAAACAGUGCACAUUUUUCGGUUUUAGCGUCUGGCGUAGGCAAGGAUGGUUAGGCUACUGCGAAGUGUCAAUAAGAGCAUUCUAGGUUUUUGUUAAUAAAUCACAAAACGCAAUAAAAUGGAGGAUGAAGAUUGUUAUGAGGAUUGGAUGUCCAAGAUGCCCUCUCAUAUGUGGGAUAUCCCUCUAUGGAAUCUCGCUAUACCGGUCAUGACAGCAUGACUUACUGUUUAGAUAAGCAAUCCUCAGUAUCGAACUCCACGCCGAGGGUGGUGCAAGUGUUGGACAAGUAUUUUCCUUGUAUUGUUCGGCCCUGUAUAAUGAAAUGGGCAACAACACAGGAGGGCGCCAUCUCUAACCAACUGGAUUUGGGCAUUCGGUUCCUGGAUCUAAGAAUAGCACACAAAAUAAAAGACCCUGAUGAAGUUUUCUACUUUGCACACGGAGUCUACUCUCUUCUGACCGUUAAAGAAGCACUGACAGAAGUUGCACGUUGGUUAGAUCAACACAUUAAGGAAGUGGUCAUCAUUGCACUUUCUAAUUUUGAAGGCAUGAACCUGGACCAGCACAAAGACCUCAUUCAGUUUCUCAUUGCCACAUUUAACAAAAAAAUCUGUCCCAAAUCUGUCACCCCUUCACUACAGGAGUGCUGGAAUCACAGUUAUCAGGUUAUUCUGUCAUAUGAUGAUGAAUCUUCAACUGGAUAUGUAGAACUGUGGCCUCAGUGUCCAUACUGGUGGGCGAACAAGUCAGAUCCAAACCUAGUUAUAUCCUACCUGGAGGACCAGAAAAAUGAAGGAAGACCAGGUCAGUUUUUUGCUGCUGGCCUGAACCUAACUGAGGAUGCUCGGUAUGUACUUUGUCAUCCCUGCCAAUCAUUGCAAAGCAUGACCCGACGUUCCUACAGUCUGCUUAUGAAGUGGGUGGAACAACAGCGGCCAGGCUCAGGCCAAGCAUGCCUUAACAUCAUCUGUGCAGAUUUUGUUGGGAUUUUCGGCAGUGAAUUCACCCAGCUGGUUAUCGGACUCAAUCAAAUAGAGGCUUGACCCAUAAAUACACAGCAAAUGACGUUGUAGUGUGGUGAAGAGUUGCAAAAAAGCCUAUAAAUAUAAAAUGUUCUUCUGAAAUAAGCAUUUUUUCACCUUGUGUAGGUCCAGUAACUUAAAUUUAUGACAAAGAACAGCAUAUUGUCAUUACUUUUAAAUAAAUUAUUUAAAUAACUGAACAUUAACAUUGGAGGCUAAGAAACAUGCUAAUUUUAGAAGAAAAUGGCAGAUAACAUUUAGGUUUUACUCUUCAAAUGUGUUACAUAAAAAUGUAGCGUCUUUAUUACAAUAUAAUUACACAUUUUUUGAUAUUUAGAAUGUUUACUUCUCAGUGUUUACAUAUCAAUCACCUAUAUUUAUUUUACGACAGUCCCUAAACUAUCAUGGCGGGGAAAAUUGUACAAUGCUGCCAUCUAUUGGUAAUCGAUAUUUAGGUUUCAUUUUUGUUUCAGACUUUAACAGUUAAAUAGCUCAAAAAUAAUGUUACUUUAAACCUCACUGUUACUGGAAAUGUCGAAUAUCUAGUUUUCUACUUUUCUUUACUAAAAUAGAAAUGGCGGAUUCACAUAAUCAAAGACUAAGUGGCUGAGUAAUGAGUAGAUAGCAUUACCUGUACAAUGAGUCACGCUAAAUUUUAGUAGCAUCUAAUGUCCUGUCAUGACUUUGUAUGUUGUUGACACUGUUGGGCUUUUUCGGUCCAUGUCAACACAUGUAUCUGCGGGGGUCUAAUUUUAGACGGCCCCUGUGGGUGCACUCUAUAAGGUGCUUAACAUUUAUAGUAUCUACUUAAAUGAUAAUCCCGUUCACUGAUGCCUUUCACACUCCUGUUUGUAUGUGUUUAUGUACAGUAGGGUGUAUAUGAUGUAAAUAAACAGCUAUUUUUUUGUAA